UGCUUUUGUUUGCUAGUUUGCUUGGGAACGGAAGGCGUUACUGGGGGUCAACACGGCGUCAACGAUGCGCAGCUUAUGCGCAAACACACAGCGAGAAGUCUCUGGCUGGGGUUGAGGUAGCCGGCCGGCGGAAAAGCUCGGUUUUUUUGUUUGACAUAUACUUGUUUUUAUUCUGUCUGUAUAUUUGUUAUCUUAUCUUUUAUCAUAUCAAAGACAAGUAAUACUUCUAUCAGGACCGUCGCUCGGUUUCUACAGUAACAUCACGGCGGUGUUAAGCUAUUGGUUUCCAGAGGACUUCACACUUUCAUGAACGAUGUUAUGCUAACGCUGGAUAGCCAGACCAGCUAUCGGUCAACGGGUAAACCGAUGAAGGAUCGCUCUCAGGACACUGUGAGGUGUUUACUGCGUUGUAUUACAGCAUAUCACUCAACAGCGACAGGAUGGCAGAGUUCAUUCCUCGGUUCAACGUGCUUAAACUGGGAUGGAGAGCUUUGCGACUCAGGAAAACACCGCUAACCGCCGCAGCCCCGCAGAUCCGCCGUUUCAACAGCAGCUGUGGACCCAACUCAUUUGGGCUACUUUUCGACAUUGAUGGGGUCCUGGUCCGUGGAAGGACUCCAAUUCCAGCAGCUAAGCAGUGCUUUAGGAAGCUGGUGGAUGGAAAUGGAAAGUAUAAAGUCCCUGUGGUUUUUGUGACCAAUGCAGGGAACUGUGUCCGGCAGACCAAAGCUGAGCAAUUGUCUCAUCUUCUAGAAGUGGAGGUGUCACCAGAUCAGGUCAUGUUGUCCCACAGUCCUUUGCGGGUCUUUAGUCAGUUCCAUAAGAUGUGUGUGUUGGUGUCUGGUCAGGGGCCAGUCUUGGAAGUUGCGCAUAAUUUGGGUUUUCAAAAUGCUCUCACCAUAGAUAUGCUGCGAGAGGCCUACCCUCUUUUGGACGUGGUGGAUCACAAUCGCAGACCCAAAGAUGUGGUUCCGCCUUCCAAGGAAUUACCACAAAUUGAGGCUGUCGUUCUCUUUGGUGAGCCGAUCAGGUGGGAGACUAAUCUACAGCUGAUUGUGGAUGUUCUCCUGACUAAUGGAAGGCCAGGAAACACUGUGACUUCAAUUAAAUACCCACAUAUCCCCGUGUUGGCCUGCAAUAUGGACCUGUUGUGGAUGGCAGAAGCAAAGAACCCUCGAUUUGGUCACGGAAUGUUCCUUGUCUGUCUGGAGAGCAUCUAUAAGAAGAUCACAGGUUAUGACCUGCAGUAUGAGGCUCUGAUUGGGAAGCCCAGUGUGGUAACUUACAACUAUGCUGAGCUGCUGAUUAGACAGCAGGCAGAGAGUCUGGGCUGGACUGAACCUGUCCAGAGACUUUAUGCCAUUGGGGACAACCCAAUGGCUGACAUCUAUGGUGCAAACCUUUAUAACCGCUACCUACAGUCGAUGCACCAUGCCAGGGCUCAGGUGCAGGCUCAGGGAGGCUCGGCUAGUCAGGUAGCAGGUGAUAUUCAGUGUGAAACAGUUGAUGAUGCUAAAAACUCAGGUAAGGUGAUGGUUGGGGGGUCAUAUGAGCAUCGUCUGCCAGAGGGCUGUAGUUCCAUCCUGGUCUGCACAGGCGUGUACAAUCGAGAUCAGCAGGACCUUCCUCCUGACCAGACGGUCACAGAGCAGCGCAUCUUCCACGGGCACCGGGACUUUCGCUUUGACCCAAACCUGACCCAGCCCUCCUAUGUGGUUCAUGAUGUACUAGAGGCUGUGGAGCUGGUCUUCCAGCAAGAGGGCUGGCCUCUAGAGUAAACCGGAGGCUGUUCAGGCCCACCAAGAUAGAUUACCUCACACACUGGAGGGGUGGGCAGGACAAACUUUGCACAUGAAGAAAUGCAGUAUGCUUCUAGGUCAGCUAAAGCAAGAACUUGAACAAUUUUUAACUGUAACAGCAAAUACAGAGUAUAGGAUAACACAUUCAAAUACUAGGAUUUUUAGUAGAACUGGAAUUUUUUUAUAGUUUAUCCUGUUUAAAUGAAGCCAUAUUAGUUGGGGAAGUGAGACGAAAGGAACUUAAAGAGCAGGCUUUUUGUUUAACUGUCAUGUAACAGUUUUGCCUGUUCUAGUCUAUUUAAUAUGAAACCACUCAUCUGUGUGGUGUGUCUUUUAAUUAAGGCAUCAAGUUUACUGUUGUUUCAGCAUUGUAGUAAUGAAAGUCUUAUAGAAGGGUUGUGGAUUUUAAAUUUUUUGAUAAAAAGGCUUUUAAUAUUGUAUGCAACAUGUCACAUAUCCUAUGAUCAGCCAUGCAAUGCAGUAUACUAUGUUUUUGUUUUUUGUUUGCUUUUAAAAAGGGAAAAACAUAUCUGAUAAAUAUUUGCCUUUGUUUUAUUUAAUUGUUUUUUGCCAGUCACUGUGUUUAAAGUUGACAUUUGUCUUUGCUUGCUCUCAUGCCAAAUAAAUGUAAUAGAAAAUACUUGGUCACAAA
Messenger RNA from Pygocentrus nattereri (red-bellied piranha), 2451 nucleotides. It is a transcript of the gene hdhd5, whose product is annotated as haloacid dehalogenase like hydrolase domain containing 5. Bases 441 to 1778 code for a protein of 445 amino acids. The transcript is spliced from 8 exons. Gene Ontology annotation, biological process: glycerophospholipid biosynthetic process. Gene Ontology annotation, cellular component: mitochondrion. NCBI's taxonomy places the organism in Eukaryota, Metazoa, Chordata, Actinopteri, Characiformes, Serrasalmidae. The record is from RefSeq and is a predicted model, not a curated record.